CCGGUCGAGCUGCUGGUCACAACAGCUCCUGUCCUCUUACUUCUAUUUUUUACUUUCUUCACUUAUUUAAGUUUACCUUUCUAGUGUUUUGUUAGUAGCAUUAGUGUACACAACCUGUACACAGCUUUUUUAUAGUUUUUCUAAGUUUGGCGCAGUACAAACGCUGUUUUUAAAGCUACGAUGUGCGUCGGGGUCAGAGCGCGCAUUGUUUACACCGCGGAGCAGCUGAUCGCGCUGCGCAGCGCCGUAGUUCUGCCCAGAGACAGACACGAGAUCACCGCUGAGGUGCUGGUGAAGACCCGACGUGGGCGCAGCACCGGAAAACUACGACGGGAGAAAACGAGACGCUUCAGGCCCGCUGUCCCCUCCGUUAUCAUGGGGAACGUGAGAUCUCUCCCCAACAAGAUCGACGAGCUCGCGGCGCUCACACGGUACCAGCCGGAGUACAGAACGAGCAGCGUCCUGCUGUUCACGGAGACCUGGCUGACGUCACUCAUCCCGGACUCGACUGUCGCACUGGACAAUUUUCAUCUGCUACGUGCGGACAGAACGGAGAACAGCGGUAAGAGGAAGGGAGGGGGUCUGGCUGUGUUUGUGAACAUCAGGUGGUGUAUGCCACGACAUUGCACUGUCAAAAUGAAGCCGUGUAACAGAGACAUUGAGCUGUUAGCGGUGGGCAUGAGGCCAUUCUACCUGCCACGGGAGUUCACACACGUUAUAAUAAUUGCUGUGUACGUCCCACCCUCCGCUAACGCUGACACAGCUUCUGAGACCCUGCUCUCAGUCACCAGCAGGCUGCAAACACAGCACCCACAGGCCCUCUUCCUGAUCUCUGGGGACUUUAACCAUGCACCUCCCUCAGCUGCUCUGCCUACAUACACCCAGUAUGUGACCUGGCCCACCAGAGACAAUAAAACACUGGACUUAUUCUAUGCCAACACCAAAGAGGCCUACGCUGCAUCCUCCCUCCCACCGCUGGGCAGAGCUGACCACAACAUCCUGCAUCUCCUGCCUGUGUAUAAACCUGUUGUACACAGGCAGCCGGUGGUGCCCCGCACAGUGAAGAGGUGGACAGCUGAGAGCGAGGAGGCUCUCAGGGACUGUUUUAACACCACUGUGUGGACGGAGCUCUGCGACCCACAUGGGGAGGACAUUAACGCAAUAACAGACUGUGUAACGGACUACAUCAACUUCUGCUGUGAAAACACUGUUCCCACCAGGCGGGUUCGGUGUUUCACCAACAACAAGCCGUGGGUCACCUCUGAUAUUAAAGCUCUGCUAAAGGAGAAGAAGAGAACAUUUAAAUCAGGGGACAGGGAGGAGCUGAGGAGGAAAAUCCGUGAGGGGAAGUCCAGCUACAGGAGGAAGAUGGAGGAGCAGCUGCAGCAGAACAAUGUCAGUGAGGUGUGGAGGAGCCUGAAAACCAUCUCAGGCUUCAAAGCUCCACACCCACAGGCUGAGGGGGACCCGAGCUGGGUCAACGAGCUGAACUCACACUUUAAUAGGUUUGACCAAGCACCCACUCACACCUCCCAGCAGCUGCCUCCGAACCUCUUGUCACCUCAUACCACUGGAUUACCAGCCCCCACAGCCCUUCACACCUGUACACAAAGCCCUCUACCCUCAGCCCUGACGACUGGUGACUCAUCCCAACAACACCCCCUCACUUCACACCACACUGAGACACUCCCUCAACCCCUCACUUCACACCACACUAAGACACUCCCUCCACCCCUAUCCUUCUCCAGCACCCAGGUGAGAAGUGAGCUCAGGAAGAUCAAGGCCAGGAAAGCAGCUGGACCAGACGGCAUCAGCUCCAGACUCCUAAAGUCCUGCGCAGGCGAACUGUGUGGAGUUAUGGAGCAUGUCUUCAACCUGAGCCUCAAGCUGAGGGUGGUACCACAGCUCUGGAAGACCUCCUGCGUGGUACCAGUGCCCAAGACACCGCACGCCAAAGACCCCAGCAGCUUCAGACCAGUGGCUCUGACAUCACACCUGAUGAAGACACUGGAGAGAGUGGUCCUGGGUCACCUCCGCUCUGCGGUGGGAACCUACCUGGACCCGCUGCAGUUCGCCUACCGACACGGCAUAGGAGUAGACGACGCCGUCAUCUUCCUCCUACAUCGAGCUCUUUCCCACCUGGAGAAGCCCAGCAGCUCUGUGGGGAUCAUGUUCUUUGAUUUCUCCAGUGCCUUCAACACCAACCAGCCGGUGCUUUUGAAACACAAACUGGAGGAGGCUGGUGUUGACCUUCAUCUGACAGAGUGGAUUAUGGACUAUCCCACAAACAGGCCUAAGUUUGUGAGAGCCAGGGACUGUGUGUCUGACACUCUGACCUGCAGUGUGGGGGCCCCACAGGGGACUGUACUGGCCCCCUUCCUCUUCACCCUCUACACGUCAGACUUCAGACACAACACGGACAGCUGUGUUCUGCAGAAGUUCUCUGAUGACUCUGCGAUCGUCGGACUGAUCACCGAUGAUGACGAUGCAGAGUACAGAGGACUCACUCAGAACUUUGUGGACUGGUGCCAGCGGAACCACCUCCUCGUCAAUGCAGGGAAAACGAAGGAGAUGGUGGUGGAUUUCCGCAGACAGCAGCCUGCUGUCAUCCCACCGAUGCACAUCCAGGGAAAGGACAUUGAGAAAGUGGACUCUUACAAGUACCUGGGAGUGCAUCUGAACAAUAAACUGGACUGGACUCAUAACACGGAUGCACUGUAGAGGAAGGGUCACAGCAGACUCUACUUGCUGAGGAGACUGCGGUCUUUUGGAGUAAGGGGGCCACUCCUGAAGACCUUCUAUGACUCUGUGGUGGCAUCAGCCAUCCUGUACGGUGUGGUCUGCUGGGGCAGCAGCAUCACAGCGAGGGACAGGAAGAGAUUGGACAGGAUCAUCAAGAAGUCCAGCUCCGUCCUGGGCUGCACUCUGGACACAGUGCAGGAGGUGGUGACAGAAGGGUCCUGGCUAAACUGACAUCCAUCAUGGACCAGGUCUCUCACCCACUGGAGGACUCACUGUCUGCUCUGGAGAGCAGCUUCAGUAGCAGACUGAUCCACCCUCGCUGUGUGAAGGAGAGAUAUCGUAGAUCCUUCCUACCUGCUGCUGUCAGACUGUACAAUCAGAACUGUUGACCACGUCCCACUACAGUCACUCACCCACUGCAUCAGUGGUUUAUAUAGCAACCUGCUCUGCACAAUAUUUGUGUAAAUCUGUGAACAAUCAUGUAUAUUGUUACCGGUACAAAUCUUAUACCCAUUACUGUGCAAUAACCCUGCAAUGACCUCAUACUCACUCUAACUGUACUGUACUACAGGAAGACCAAAUUGCUUAAUUGACAACGGCUGAAAAUAAUGAGCGGAAGUAACGUUAGCACAGGACCUGGUAGAACAGAAAACCAGAAGUUUACAAAAUCAAACAGGAACUGAAGAUGAACAAAACCAUGGACUGUGACAAUUUGUUGAACAGAUUCCAGUUUGUUCAUGUUAAUGAGAAAUUCUCCACAUGCACAAGGAUUAGCUAUGGAGUACCACAGGGUUGUGUACUUGGUCCAAUUCUGUUUAGUGUAUACAUGUCUCCUCUAGGUGAGAUUAAAGGAAGCAUUCCAUAAAUUUUCAUUUUUAUGCAGAUGAUACUCAGCUAUAUAUGUCUUUGGAGCUAAAUAAAACAGAUCAACUAGUAUCAACUAGUCAAAAUUUAAGGUUGUUUAAAAGACAUCAAAUCCUGGAUGUCCCAAAUCUAAAUUCAGAUAAAACAAAAAUUCUUCUCGUUGGGAGAGACACUAUUGAGUCAGAUAGCCACCCUGGAUGACAUAACAUUACAGUAGCUUCAGAUUGUAUUGUGAUGAACCUUGGUGUCAUCUUUGACCAGGAUCUCUCUUUUACAUCAUACAUCAAACAAAUCUCUAGAACCACUUACUUUCAUCUUAGAAAUAUAGCUAAAAUUAGAAGUAUCCUCUCUCAGAGUGAUGCAGACAAACUGAAUCCAGUAUUUGUUACUUCAAGGCUGGACUACUGUAACUCCUUACUCAUACUGUAGGAGUAAGGAGUUACAGUUAAUUCCAGCUAAUUCAAAAUGCUGCAGCCAGAGUUCUGAUGGGACUUAGAAAGAGAGAUCACAUUUCUCCUAAAUUAGCUUCUCUGCACUGGCUGCCUGUAAAAUGUAGGAUAGAAUUUAAAACUCUCCUACUCACCUACAAAGCACUUAAUGAUGAAGCUCCUUCUUAUCUUAAAGAAGGCAAUGAUUGUUAGUCACCGGAACCAUCUCUUAGUUAAUCUGCAAUAGACAUAGACUGCUGGGGGACCUAAUUUAUACACUGAGCUCCUCUGUUUGCUUCUAUUUCUUCUAUCCAAUAACCUCCCACUAUUGUUCUAUGUUAAACUAACCUUGUCUCUUUCUCUGUAGUAGUUGUGCUUCUCACUCUCUCCCCCAAUUUGUCCUCACCUACAGGUAUCAUCGGACUCAGAGCUAUAUGUCUGUGAUGGGCAGCUGCGCAUCCAACAGUCCUGCCUCUGUCGGGUCUCUGGUCGAACCAUCGUGCCUGUGCUCUGUUGUUGCUUGUUGUUGUUGCUGUGCUUUUCUCUCUGUCUAUCUCUCACCCCAACAGGGGCCCGUUUCAAGAAGGUGGUUUUGUUGAAACUCUGAGUUUGUUAACCCCGAAAUAAGGAAAACUCAGAGUUUUCGGUUUCAGAAAGCGGGGUUACUUAAACCCGUAAAGCGGGGUAAGUUUAAGCCCGUUUCAAGAAGCGAGGUAAUCGAAACUCAGAGUCAGUUACUAUGGCAACUUACUCUGUGAACCAAACCUGGUCGCGAGCAGGUUUUAUUCGGGAAACCCAGAGUUUCCUUCUGUCUCCGCCCCUUUUUAAAGUGAACAGUGUCAAAAUGCCUCGUUUAAUCUUUCAGUACAUUCAUAGAUUUCACCUGUUUACUUCGCGCAGAGACCAAAAUGUCCGUUUCUAGAGGAUCCUGUAGAUGAGGACGCUGUAUUAAUUCACACGGCAUUGAAUUUACGCCGCGAGAGGAUUUUAACGCCACGAGUUAAUUUUCUGUCAUAUCGCCGUGCAUAUUUAUUUGAGCGGUACUGUUUUUAUCGAGACUCCAUACAUACAUUAAUAAUCUUAUUCACCCAUACGUCAAACACAUCACCCAUCGUGGCCGCGCUUUUACAUCCGAACAGAUUCUUUGUGUUGCGUUACGUUUUUUUUUUUGCAAACGGUAGUUUUCUUUAUAACAUUGGAGACGCUGAGCACAUUAGUGAAGCCACUGUAUGUAGAAAAAAUCGACCUCAAGCGCUUUCCUUGACACAAACUCCUUAAAGCCAUUAAAGAGGAGUUUCACAGUAUUGCAGGUAUGUGGUAAUUAAUUUGUUUCAUUGAGGCUAAUCUGAAAAAUGAUGAUCAGUUAAUAAUAUCUUGCUGUGAUCUGAAAUAAACUGAUAAAUGUGCAGGUUCACUGACUACUCUUUCUAAUGGUCACUGUAACUGACAUUACAUUGUUAACAUCACCAAGAUCAUAUGUGAUGCUGCACAUAUCAUAAACGUGAACUCAUAAAUAUAUAGUGAGUCAACCCUAAGUAACAGGCUGCACUGUGGUAAGUACAUGUAUGUCCUAUACACUUAUUUCAAAGCAUGCACUGACACUCACAAGAACACUUCUAUGCAGCACUAAAGUAAUGUGAACUUUCUUCUAGGAGAGAUUGACGGCUUUCUGCUGGAGAUAGGGGUUAAUGGCAGCCCACACUACUGACCCCUCACCCAGAACCUGAAGCAGAACCCCAGCAGCGCUUUAACGUGUCACGGCAGAACAAGAGCCCGGGUGGAAAUGACCAUAGGCCUGUUGAAAGCACGUCUUCAGUGUCUACGUCACCUCAGGGAAACACCUGAGAGGCCUGUGACAUUAAUGUGACAUGUGUUGUUCUCCACAUUAUUGCAAUUAUUAGAGAGGAGCAACACCCUGCCCUACAAAUACAAGACCCUGAGGAGACUCCUUCCAUUACAGUGAUCUGCAGAGUGGAUGGACAGAUUUGCUUUAAUGUCUUAAUCAACCAUCACCACCAACAAAAGAAACUGAAUAGAUAAUUGAACUCUGGCAUUUACUGAACAUCACUGAACUGUGUGCAUCUGUGCAGCAGAAUGUGACAGACCCUCCUCCUGCUGUUCUUUCACACUCUGGGGCAGAGGGGAGAUAAUAAAGUCACUACACUUGGAGAUCAAGUUACAUCCUUUAAGCUACGCAACACAAACAUCAGAAAUCAUGUGAUGUGUAUAAACUGUAUUAAUAUUACACUUUAUAAUACUGCUUAUCAUAAUUUAAGCUUUAUUUAGUAGUAUACUCACAACAUCCUGGGCUUCUGCUGUGACAGGAGGAUUCAUAUAUUACCAUCAGAAUCUGCUAAGAGAAGAAAAGUAAAAGAAACUAAGAAAUGGAUAUACCAAAAGUAGCCUGUGUAAAAAAUCAAAUAUAUAGGUAGACCUCUUACAUUUUACACAUGCACUUGUAUCCUGGGGAGUGACGGGUUCUGAUGAAUUCCUUCAGCCUCUGCUUUCCAGUGUUCAGGCUGAGGGCUUUCUCCUCUGCAUGUGUCAGAGGUGGAGGUGCAGGUCCUCCACCAGUUGUUCUAGCCUCUGCCUUCUUUCUGUUGGCUGAGUAGAAGUCAAAUGUUUAACUGUGUGAAAACAUUACAGUUGAAAAUGCUGCUGCACUGCUAUACUCUGCAUGCUAUUUAGUUAUUCAAUAUGUCAAAUAUUGUAAAGUCAGAUAGUCUACACCCAUAACAUGAUGGUGCCUUAUACCUGUUUGAAUUAUGUUUUUACAUUUCAUUUUUAGCCACGUUCUUCUAUGUCUGCAGGA
Molecule: messenger RNA, 6846 nt
Organism: Betta splendens (Siamese fighting fish)
Lineage: Eukaryota; Metazoa; Chordata; Actinopteri; Anabantiformes; Osphronemidae
Exons: 2
Coding region: 181-2721 (846 amino acids)
Molecular function (GO): catalytic activity
Source: RefSeq, a predicted model, not a curated record